AUGAUGCAGCAUAUAUUGUACCUGCUCGGUCAACUACAACUGGGAAGAGAUGAUAAUAUUAGCGGCAGUUUAGACAUAGAAGAAUGUGAAUCUGGGGGUGAGGAUUGGUGCGAUGACUGCGACUUUGCCUCUGACUCCGAAGAUACAGAUACUGACGAAGACUUUGACGAGGGCACAGAUGAGGACAUCGAUUCUGAAGAGGACGAGGAAUUGGAUAAAGAUCAACAAACAAGUUAUAGCAGAUCCGAUUUCUCUCUUCCGACCGGCUAUUGGCUGCGGCUGCCCGAGGUCUUAUUCCAACUUUCAAUGAUGUUCUGGACGCAUGAAGACCCCGCCGGAAAUAUGUCAUCUUCGGUCAUUGUUUACUACACUGCUGUCAUUGGGAUACAACGACGCUCUCUCGCCUUCAAUUCGGUGCAUAACUCUACAUCUGAACUAGCCGCAUUGAUUUGGGUUGGCCGGCUAUUAUUCCUCGAAUAUGUCUUACCGGUCUAA
Molecule: messenger RNA, 495 nt
Organism: Fusarium oxysporum Fo47
Lineage: Eukaryota; Fungi; Ascomycota; Sordariomycetes; Hypocreales; Nectriaceae
Exons: 1
Coding region: 1-495 (164 amino acids)
Source: RefSeq, a predicted model, not a curated record